AUGACACCUCAAAGAACGCCAAGUGUUUCUGAUACAUCGACAUCAUCAGCUCAAGAUACCUCUCAAAGCAGUGGUACUCGACGCAUACUCCCAGCUGCUCGCCCCCGACCGGCUGAGAGUUCUAAUCAUGCUUAUCAGACUGCUCCCUUGGCAAGAAAACGAGCUCCAACGGCCUUGGCAUGUGAAGCAUGUCGACAGAAGAAAAUAAAGUGUAACGGAGUUCGACCGGUAUGUUCUCAAUGUCGGGCGCGGAAACUCGAGUGUGUGUACAGACCGUCGCCAGAAACAGACUAUCGUGAUAAAUACGAAUCACUUCUAGAAUCACACCCUGCAGCCGUUGUAUAUCGAGCUAUUCAAACACGCCCACGAGCUGAAGCACUCGAAAUCGUUCGACGGAUUCAAGCUGGUGUCGAUGCCGAAACCUUGAUGCGUCAACUUUCAAGCGCCGAUUUACUCCUCCAAGUACAGCUCGUGCCAGAGACAAGAUCUCGAUAUCAGUUUAUUUACUCUCCGCUUAUGCCGACGUAUCUUCAGACUGAAGACAAUCCCUUCAUGAGAUCUCUCAUACAUGAAUGGAGUACAAGAGAUGAUGUUGUUAGUAUUGCAUCUCCGGUUAUUACCGAAACAGAUUUAGGAUAUCGGGCACAGUAUUUGACACCUCAUCACGCAGCAACCAUCGUUGACUCAAGGCUGGAUGAGAUAGUGCCUUCGAGAUGGACUACUGUGGACGCCAGCGAUAAUACAACGAGGGAGCUUAUACGCUUUUAUUUCCUUCAAGAAUAUGACUGGUUCACAUUCUUUCAUAAGGACUAUUUCUUAGACGAUAUGAUCAGUGGAUCUAAUACAUUUUGCUCAUCACUUCUGGUCAACGCUGUUUUGGCAGUUGGAUGCCAAUGUCGAAAUUCUAUAUCUGAGCCCGCAGAGUUCUGGAAUCCCAAUAGCCUUGGUUACAAAUUCCUUGAAGAAGCGAGAAGACUCUGGAUAGUUGAGGUGACGCAUAACAGAAGCUUGACAACGUUACAAGCAGCUCUUGUUUUGACUACUAUCGUCAAUAUGUUUGAUAUGGAUCCUUUAUCCUCAGCUUUCCUCGUCCGGUCAAUGGAAAUAGCACAUGAGUUGGGGUUGUUCGAACCGACGACCUACAUUAUGAACAAGAAGCUGAGAAACUCAUAUGAUCUUACGGCCUGGUCUCUGUUCCACUGGCAAUGUACAUUGAGUUGCCAAUUCAUGACCCAGCCGUUGUUGAAAACGCCACCAAAGACUCCGCUUCCCGAUCCUGACCGCGAUCCAGACUGGUUUGGAGAAAUUUGGCUCAAAUAUCCUUCGAGUACAACACUGGUCCCACUGCGUAUUGCCUCGGUUUUCAAAGCAAAGAUAAACUUCAGCAUGGUUCUUAACGAGGCCAUGCUGAGGAUUCAGGAAGAUUCACCUGAUUCUUACUUAUUCCGAAAUGGGGCUACGAACAUCAUUGAGAUCGCGGAAAGAUUGGAUACAUGGUAUAAAGCUUUACCAGAGCCACUGUCGCCAACCAAGAUUGUUUCUCCUUCACAACUCAAGUUACAUCUCCAUUAUUGCUACGUUAUAAUCCAACUGUACGAAAUUCUCGCACCAGGAGGGCAAAGACAAGCCUCAAACCUCCCCAUCGAGGAAGAAGAACUCCAAAAGUCCCUCUCAAAGUAUCGAGGCUACUUCGAGACCAUACUACGAAUUCACUAUUUGCGACACAGCUUCGAGUACGGAAACAUGAUGCUAACGCGCUUCCUCGCAAUGCUAGCAUUCCUGUCCCUAAACAAAAUCCAAUCCUUGGCAACAUCAACCGAACCAGAACAAAUCAUAACUGGAUCUGGAUUAGAUGUUGGAGAUACAGAUCCUAAAGAAGCAAGAGCUACGCUUUUAAUAGCCCAGAAAGGUCUCAGCGAUCAGGGGAGGGGUUAUUACCUGCCAAGGACAUUGUUGCGGGAUAUUCUUACGAAUAUGACGGCGAGUGAUGCUAUGGUUCUUCAGAGCUUUAUAACGAUUCCGCCGGAAGGGCCGGAGAAGACGCAGGAGAGGAAGAUGUAUAUGGAGAGUCACUGCCCACCGGAUAUUCUACGGAUAGCGAAUGAUCCGAGUAAACAGCCGGAUGGGAACUGGAUACGACGGUUUGCGAUGUUGACACUGGGAGAGAAAUCUGGGCGUUCGAUUUUGGCGAUGAUAUCUGGAGGGAGGGAAGGUUAGGCUGAAGGUCAUUAAUGUCGGAAAAGGUAUAGACACUAUAGAAGACAAACUCUAGUGAAUAUUGCUA
Messenger RNA from Fusarium redolens, 2284 nucleotides. RefSeq lists its product as uncharacterized. The transcript has 5 exons. The record is from RefSeq and is a predicted model, not a curated record. Gene Ontology annotation, molecular function: DNA binding; zinc ion binding; DNA-binding transcription factor activity, RNA polymerase II-specific. Lineage: Eukaryota; Fungi; Ascomycota; Sordariomycetes; Hypocreales; Nectriaceae. Gene Ontology annotation, biological process: DNA-templated transcription; regulation of DNA-templated transcription. The coding region runs from base 1 to 2217 and encodes 738 amino acids.